Molecule: messenger RNA, 1086 nt
Organism: Punica granatum (pomegranate)
Lineage: Eukaryota; Viridiplantae; Streptophyta; Magnoliopsida; Myrtales; Lythraceae
Source: RefSeq, a predicted model, not a curated record
AUGGUAUUGGAGCGUCUGGAAAUGGACCAAGAGCUCAAGAACCUUGUGGCCAUAUGGAUCUGGGCAUUUGCUGCUCUCUAUUAUUGUUACUCGGCUGUGUCUCAAAUUCCAAAGGGUACAAUGAGACUCCUGGCCCUUCUGCCGAUCUUCUUCUUCCUCACCGUCCUCCCUUUGAAACUUUCCUCAUUCCUUCUCGGGUUACCAACUGCCGGCUCCCUUGCCUGGCUCUGCAACUUCAAGCUCCUCCUUUUUGCCUUCGCUAAAGGCCCUCUAGCAGACUCCCCGAACCUCCUCCAUUUCGUUUCAUUCGCAUGCUUACCCAUCAUACCACGAUCACGGCAUGGAACCCGUACUCCAUCCCGGGACGCUCCUAUCGUGCCUAGAAAUGUUCUUCUAGCAAUCAAAGUGGUGCUUCUUGCUUUGACGUUAAAGGCCUACGGAUACAAGGCUUCCAUGCACCCGUACCUUGUCUUAGCUCUCUGUUGCCUCCGUACGUACCUUUUGGUAGAAUUCGUUUUCGCUUUCUUUGCAGCCCUUGCUCAAGCCCUUCUAGGGUCCGAGCUCGAUCAGCAGUUCAAUGAGCCCUGGUUUGCUACGUCGUUGCAAGACUUCUGGGGCCAUAGGUGGAAUCUGGUGGCCGCAAGCCUCCUCCGCUCCACGGUAUACCUUCCUGUACGGAAUCUUCUCGCGCCAGUUACGGGUCACGGGCAUUUGAAUUCACUACCCGCGAUGCUUGCAACAUUCAUAGUCUCGGGCCUAAUGCAUGAGCUGUUCCACUGCUACGCCACGCGGGAUCGUCCCUCGUGGGAGGUGACGUGGUUCUUCGUGCUUCACGGAGUCGGUGUGGUCGUUGAGGUGGCCGCCAAGAAGAGUCCGGCCGGCAGGCGGUGGAGCAUCCACCCGGCUGUUUCGUGGCCAUUGACAAUGGCGUUUGUGGUGAUGACCGCUAUGUGGCUGUUCUUUCCUCAAUUGACAAGGAAUGGCGUGGAUGAGAAGGCCAUGGAGGAAUUCUACGGGCUGCUUAGUUUUGUGAAGGAGAGUUCCAUUGCUCUUAUUACCAACCUAGGGAAGAACAAAUAUAUCUAA